CUAUUCUACUUCUACUCCUAAAAAAAAAGAAAAAAGUGGCCGAGAGUCAGUCAUACCCAAAAACGAUCUUGUGCACGAAAGCCAUGUGUGUGUGUAGGCAGAGAGUGCUUCAGAGUCCAAUUCUAGUAUGAGUUUUUCGACCUCAGUAAAGGUCCGUACUCCUUGUAUUUAUAGAGCAAUUAAGGGCGGUUGAUUCUGUACAUGUACGCUUUUGACUCAACCGCUAUCCACUAUCUUUGCUACGUGGUCUUGACUCAACUUCCUUUAACCGCUCUUCCCACGUUCCUUGUUUUCUCGAUUGAUUUUUUAGUAACCGUUUUGGCUUAACCUCCAUGUUCUGACGGUCUCAACUUUUCAACUAUUUUCGAGCAACACUUGUUUUUUCGAGUCCCAUAAUUUCAUCAUGUGUUGAUUUUACUUCUCAGGCAGCGCUAUCAAUCUUUUCGAGUCACAUGAUUUUCGAGUAUGCCUAACAAAUGCCCCCCUAGGAAUUUGGUUUCGAUGAGCAUCUUAGGAGAAAACUAAAUUCCUAUCAAGGUUGUUCUUCGAUACUUCCUCGAUUUGUUUCUUGAUGUUCACUUUUCUUGACGUUAACUUAAUCUUUCUUUCGAUGAAAACCUAUUCUUGUAAGGUACUGACCAUUUGGAUGUGACAUUGAUAGCUCUGACGGCGCAUACUUCUAUUUUUCCAUAAAUUUGCCUUCUGAUAUGAAACGUUUUGGCGGUUGUUUUGGAAAUUCAAUUUAAUAUUUCAAAUAAUCUUGCCUAACCUAACCCGUUUCAACCUAGGCCCAUUUACCUCGUUUAAAACCCCUUUUUCACCCUAGGGUUAAAUUGUUUUCACCAUUCUCUUCCUUCGUGCCCAAGUUUUCUUGCUCACUGUUUCUUUUUUGCUCUGGUUCUUGAUCUUCUUCUCAGACCGUUCUCUCUGUUCUUGCUUUUGUUUGUUAUGGCUUCUUCUGCUGCGUCCACUUCUGCUGCCGUAGCUUCUUCAAUGUCUCCUACUGCCACCACUUCUUCCCCUAUUUUGAUUGCUACUACUUCUGCUGCUAUGCCCACCACUCCGGUAACCACUAUGGCCACCGCAACUACUAUCCAGGACACUCCUCUGCUACUGACUGGUGCUCAGGUUCAAAAGGUCAAAGAAGGUGAUGACACUUUCAUUCCAAUUCCAGGCAUGGAGGAGGCUAGUUUGAAAAUAUACCAAUCUCAGGUACUUCUUCCUUUUUCUCUAGCAGAUGGUUCUGUUCAUGCUUUCCUUGGUCCUUUUGCUGGUCAAAAUACCAAGAGAUAUGGUAAUACCCUUUUGCCUGAGGACUCCACCACCCUACCUUUCAUUUAUUCCCCAGAAAUAGACCUAAACCUUUUUGGGGAUACUACCAAAAUUUUUAGAGCGUUUCCCCCCGUUAAAGAAAGGCACCUCUCUUGGUUAGCUCGUGUAGAGGCUUCUAUGUCCUCAGAAUGGAAAGAAACAGGUAUUUUUGAAUUUAUCCAACUAGCUAAGUUCGACCUCCACCUUUUCGACCCUCAAAUGCUCCUUUCUGCUAUCUUCUUCUGGAAUAGAGAGACUCGGGCUUUCGAGUUUCCUUGUGGCUUCAUUUGCCCGACGUUACUUGAUGUUGCUGCUAUAACAGGGUUAAAGCCUAUUGGAGAUAGGUUUUAUCCUGACGCCUUUGAAGAGGAAAUUUCGAUCAAGGAUACUUCAAUUUCUUGGGAUAAGAAGACCUAUUUGGCCUUUAUUAACGCGCAUAUGGGACAACCUGACACGCCUGUCUCACCUUCAGAGCAUAUUGCCUUUCUUAUGUACUGGUUGUCAGCCUGUGUCUUUUGCACCCCUUCGCUUCAAGUCCCAAAAUAUUAUUACAAUUUAGCUCAAGCCCUUCAUUUGCAAAGGAAAAUCUGCUUAAGCAAAUUACUUCUGGCCUCUCUUUAUACUUGUCUUGAUGAAGCUUCUGAAAGUCUUGCUCGAGAAUCUGGGCCUCGAAAUCUCUCUGGCCCGUUAUGGCUACUUCAACUUUGGCUCAACGCGCUAUUGGAGAAGAAACUUCAUUUGCCCUCAAAACCCAUUCCCAUAUGUGAACUCGAAGGAGCUCGUUUAACAACCCUUACCCCUCGAAAGCGUCUGGUAGACAAUUUCGAGAAAUAUAUUAGAGCCAUCCUUAGCUUUACUGACUUCACUGAAGAUUUAGCCCCUUUCAUUCGACCGAACUUGAUAGGUCCUACAUGGUUGCGCCAAAAUAACCAAGUUGGUAGCAUCAGUCCAGCUUCAACUGACCUGUGGUUUGGAUUCUUGUCUUGGGAUGUGAUCAUGUCGGGUAUGAGGCAAAAAGAUGUCAGACUUUAUCCUUAUCAGCCCCAACUUUUUGCUCGACAGUUUGGGCUUUGCCAAAUGAAACCUCUUCCCCUUCGACGUAAAGAAGGCAUUGAUGCGGAUAUUUGUGUCGAAAAAGGGAAUUAUGAAGAAGUCCUUAACUUCAUCCUUCGCCCUGAUAAAGAACUUAGGCUUACACCGACCACCUUUUCUCCUUCCUUCUUAGUCUCAAAAUGCUACCUUCGAUGGUGGUGUUACUAUAUUGUAGAUAAACUCACCGAUUUUGAUGGCUUUCUGAAAAAGCUGAUUAGUUCUCCUCUUUCUUGUUCGCAGGGGCCUAAACAACCAGGUACUUUCAAGAAUCAACUUAUCAUUUAUCAAUUCGAACAAUUUUUUAAGGUUUGUUAUCGACCUGACAAUGCGCACCGAACCAUUUUUGACGCUUCGGUCUCAUUAUCGAAAAUGGUACAACGGAACAUUCGCUCAAAAAAGGUAAUAAAUCCUCAAGGUAAAACUGAUUUCGAAAAAUUUUGUCCAAAGCAUAUACCUCCUCUUCCAAAUGCCCUUUUUGGUCUAGUUAAACAUGUAUCUCAUCCUCCUUGGGUGAAAACACUCGACCCGUUUUACCUUGAGCGCAAAGAAGUUCCUGUAAAGAAUAAAGUUACCUACGCGAGAUGUUCCGUGUACGAUUUUCCUCGAAACAAAUGGUGGCCAUUAUGUUGGGUCAAUAACAUUAACCCUCCUCCUGCUGCCAUCCCUCAGCGUGUUCCUCGACAUGUUGAUCCAACUCCUGAUUGGGAGAGUGACGAUGACGAGGAUAAAGAGACAUCUAAAAAGGGUCGAAAGAGAAAGACCGCUGCUGACAAGGUUUCUUUACGUUCUAAGAGUAUUGGAAACUCGAAGAAACAAAGAAUAGGUUCAGACAGUACCAAAACUGUCUCGACCACAAAAAAGCAAGACAAGGGGAAAGGUAAGAUGGUCUUGCCUCUUCCCAAAAAACCUCAACAAUCCUCUGGCGAGAAGUUGCUUAAAGACGCCAUGAAGUCCGUUCCUAAGGAUAUUGCGAUUAUCCCACUGGAUUCUUCUCAAGGGGUGUCUCAAGAGGUGCAGAAAAGCGUACCCUUUGCCACUGAGGUAACCCAACAUGUUCAUCUUGUUAUACCUUGUGACUCAAAUUUCCUCUUGAUGUUUAGCCUGACUUCUUCAUUUCCUCAGUUGUCUACUCCUCAAGUGGAUGUUGCGGCGCUUGCCUCUGCCAUGGCUUCGAUAGAAGUUCCCCCUCCUGUCGAAGAGGGUAAGAUUCCCCAACCCGAACCUUUGACUAAUAUGGAGACGCGGCAAGACUCCGCUCAAGGUGAACCUUCUUUCGAACUACAACCUCCCUUGGAUCCGAACCAGGGUUCAACUGAGUCCCCUAGACCUUUUACCACUUCUCCUUCAACCCAGGGCGGUGCUACUUCUUCUGUCCAAGGCCUCUCCUUGAUUCCCUCUCCAGAUUUGGAUUUGAUGAGUUUCUUUAAUGACGAGGACGAAGAUAUCAAUACUAUCUUCGAGGUGUUGGACAACUGGACGAGUGGUCCCUCUGGGUCAGAGAAAGACAAAUUGAAGGUUGUUGAGCCAGCUUCUGACACACCUUCUUACCAACCCCUACUCGACUCUUUUCGCUCGAAGGCAUACGUUAAAGAUCUCGAUCAAGCCUUCCUCAUUCCUGAAUUCAAAACGGAAGUGCAACAAAUGAUUGAUGAGUUGCUCAGUUAUUCGGACCUUCCUUCUGAUAUUUCUUUAGAGCUUCAAGCAUUUAUCAAGCCCUUUAGCCGCGCCUGGGAACUUCGAACUCAGUGGUCUACUGCAUAUCAAGAAGUGACUCAAAUUGAGGUCGAAACUGAAGGAGACCGUGCUAAGCUCGAGAAACUCCGAGACGAGUUGGUUUCUAUCAAGAAAUCAACGGAAGAAAUGAUUUCUGCUUUACAAGCAUUGCAGAAGGAGGAGGCUGAUAUCGAACGUACUAUCGAAGCCUUAAACCACGAGCUUGACAAAACUCGCUCGAAGAAGGAUGGAGUGAAAAUUAAGAGUCAAGAGAUCAAGCAACAUCAAACAGGGCUUAAGGAAGAGGGCAAAGCCAUUUCUUCUCGAUUAGCAAAGACUUUGGAGCAGAAGAGGCAUUUAGAAGCUCAAUGUGCGUCUCGCAAAAAGAAUCUGGACGAGGCUUACAAAGCUUUCGAGGAUUUCAAGAAGCAAUUUUUGCAAUAAUUCAUUCUUCUUAUCUAUUUUUCCAACCUUUUAGUUUAUAUUUGCCUUGUAUUGAACAAUUAUUCUUCUGCUCUUUUAUGGAAAUGUUUUAAAUAUUUCCCAUUUAUGACUUUGCUUGCACUUGAAUUAUUUAUCUCCUUAAUUACAUAUGCGUUCUUUGAAUAUACUUGCUCGACUAGAAAUGGGCCUUCCCAAUUAUAUGACCACUUCCCCAAACAUCGAGAUUUUUGAUCCAUGGGAAGUAUAACUUUUAAUACCAAUUCUCCGACUCGAAAACGUUGCAUAUUCACUCUCUUAUUAUAAGUUUUCUCGACUCUUUCUUUCUGUCGAACAAUAUUCUGUAACGCAAUUAAUCUUUCUUCCUCUAAAGAGAUCAACUCAUCAUA
Cajanus cajan (pigeon pea) is the source of this 4946-nucleotide messenger RNA. NCBI's taxonomy places the organism in Eukaryota, Viridiplantae, Streptophyta, Magnoliopsida, Fabales, Fabaceae. The record is from RefSeq and is a predicted model, not a curated record.